CCUCUAAAAGCGGUCGUCCACAAGGCGUUGCGAGCUACAGCACGACAAUGUAUGGAAAAAAUCAACGCUACCGAAGAUGAUUUGGAAUAUCUUCGGAAAGAACCGCCGUUUCCAGAAAAAUCCGCUUGUAUACUGAGCUGCUUGAUGGAGAAAAUCGGCGUGGCAAAGAACAACAAAUUUUCCAAAAACGGCUUCAUGGUGGCCAUCUCGCCGCUGGUCCUCGGGAACACCAAGAAGGUCGAACACAUGCGUGAUGUUUCGGAGAAAUGUGAUAGUGAGAUAAAUCAUCACGAGGUUUCCAAUUGUCAGCUGGGGAAUGAAAUAAUAUCGUGCAUUUACAAGUACGCGCCCGAAUUGCACUUCAAGAACUGAAUAUUGG
Colias croceus (clouded yellow) is the source of this 379-nucleotide messenger RNA. RefSeq lists its product as uncharacterized. The transcript has 3 exons. Lineage: Eukaryota; Metazoa; Arthropoda; Insecta; Lepidoptera; Pieridae. The record is from RefSeq and is a predicted model, not a curated record. Gene Ontology annotation, molecular function: odorant binding. Bases 52 to 372 code for a protein of 106 amino acids.